AUGGCCACCAUUGCCCUGGCAUUGUCCAGCGCUGACGCGACCAUAAAAUCAGUUUGCAAGGCAGCAUCCGAAAAGGAUUCGCGUGUCAACUAUGAAUUCUGUGUGUCUGCGUUGUUACAACACGGCCCAGCACCAAAGGAAGACACUUGGGUUGUGGCAAAGCAGGCGACAGAUAUAGGUAUCGGCAAUGCUGAGCUAGCCGUCACAGAUAUCGAGGGCCUACUAGCGAAGCCAGAAACAAAUGCCAAGACGAAGGCGGCGCUCGAACAAUGCGACGGGUUAUACCAUAGCAUUUUGUUUGCGUUCGCCCACGCCAAUGAAAAGAUCAACGCACGCAAUUAUACCGGGGGCAAGGAGGAGGCAGCAAAGUCCAUCCCUCUAGCACACCAGUGCGAUGACCUCUUUGCGAAGGCCGAUGUUCCGUCGCCUCUCACCCAACGUAGCGUCUUUUCUGUAAAGAUAGCCAUAGUUUGCAUGGUUAUCACCGACCUUAUAGAGCGAUGAAUAAUGAGGUAGAUCAAAACCAUGGGCGU
Molecule: messenger RNA, 533 nt
Organism: Lolium perenne
Lineage: Eukaryota; Viridiplantae; Streptophyta; Magnoliopsida; Poales; Poaceae
Product: pectinesterase inhibitor 8-like
Molecular function (GO): enzyme inhibitor activity
Source: RefSeq, a predicted model, not a curated record